Lineus longissimus is the source of this 2046-nucleotide messenger RNA. RefSeq names its product adenosylhomocysteinase-like. The record is from RefSeq and is a predicted model, not a curated record. NCBI's taxonomy places the organism in Eukaryota, Metazoa, Nemertea, Pilidiophora, Heteronemertea, Lineidae. Gene Ontology annotation, biological process: L-methionine cycle. The transcript is spliced from 8 exons. Gene Ontology annotation, cellular component: cytosol. Gene Ontology annotation, molecular function: adenosylhomocysteinase activity. The coding region runs from base 45 to 1364 and encodes 439 amino acids.
UCUUUAGCAUAUUCCAUUGCCGAGGUCAGAUCACGCCAUACAAAAUGCCUUCAGCACCAGGACCCGGCGAUAACAAGCCUCCGUUCAAAGUUGCGAACAUGGAUCUCGCAGAAAUGGGACGCAGUUCCAUCACGAUCGCCGAGAAUGAGAUGCCUGGCCUGAUGGAGAUGAGGCGGCGUCACGGCCCUGCUAAACCACUGAAGGGCGCCAGGAUUGCAGGAUGUCUUCACAUGACUGUCCAGACAGCUGUCCUGAUUGAGACUCUUACAGAAUUAGGCGCUGAUGUUCAGUGGUCUAGCUGCAAUAUCUUCUCCACCCAAGACUUCGCUGCUGCAGCCAUUGCCAAAACUGGCGUGCCCGUCUAUGCAUGGAAGGGCGAGACUGACGAGGAAUAUGCCUGGUGUAUCGAACAGACGCUCAUCUUCGCUGAUGGUCAACCUCUCAACCUGAUCUUGGACGACGGUGGUGAUCUCACAAAUCUUGUUCACGAAAAAUACCCCCAAUAUCUUAAAGGCAUCAAAGGUCUCUCUGAAGAAACCACCACUGGUGUCCAUAAUCUUUACAAAAUGAUGAAGGCUGGAAAACUUAAAGUCCCUGCCAUCAAUGUCAAUGAUUCAGUAACAAAGAGUAAAUUUGACAACUUGUACGGGUGCCGUGAGUCGCUUGUGGAUGGAAUCAAGCGGGCCACCGAUGUUAUGUUGGCGGGCAAGGUGUGCGUCGUCGCUGGUUAUGGUGAUGUAGGAAAGGGCAGCGCGCAUGCUCUUCGAGCUUUCGGAGCCCGAGUGCUCGUCACAGAAAUUGAUCCCAUCAAUGCUCUGCAGGCAGCUAUGGAAGGCUUUGAAGUCACUACGAUAGAUGAAGCCGUCAAAGAGGCCAGAAUCUUCGUCACAGCCACCGGAUGCAAGGGUAUCCUUGGGCCAGAACAUUUUAAACAGAUGCUGGAGGAUUCCAUCGUGUGUAACAUCGGCCAUUUCGAUUGUGAAAUCAAUGUUGCAUGGCUGCAAGAAAAUUGUAAGAAGACCGAAGUGAAACCACAGGUUGAACGAUACACACUUCCCAAUGGCCGCCAUAUCAUCCUGCUCGCAGAAGGCCGUCUUGUCAAUCUCGGCUGUGCCCACGGACAUCCCAGUUUUGUCAUGAGCAACUCUUUCACCAAUCAAGUCUUGGCUCAGAUAGAGCUGUGGACCAGGGCAGAUCAGUAUGCGCUUGGAGUUCACUUCUUGCCCAAAAAUUUGGAUGAGGAAGUAGCCCGUCUCCAUCUUGAUCAUCUCGGUGUCAAACUGACGAAGCUCAGCUCAGAUCAGGCAGAAUACCUCGGCCUCCCACAAGCUGGACCUUUCAAGCCCGACCAUUACAGAUACUAAAAUCAAAUGACAUUUCCAUGUACGUGCGCGAACUCUGUCUUCGGCAUCCAAUUGAUCUCGGUAGAAAAAGCGCUCAAAGCUGUAUUACAGAACGGGCCUAUUUGAUUAUGAUCCUUUGGUCCGGCAGAGAUAAACCAAGUGUUGGACAUGAGAUAUUUCUUUUUGUCCCACAGACACGCCAGAGAAUAUCUUCCCAAGGAAUGCUUCCAUUCUGUAAUAUUACUUUGUUCCUUUCUCCAUUGAUGCCGUUACCAUGUUGAGGGAUACAGUACCUUGCCUGACUAUCGUAAACGAACAUUCCGGUGGAGUGCGUUUUAUUGUUGUAGUCGUAUUGGCUAGUGGUAUCCUAAUUCCCAAGUAGGUGGCAGCACUGCCUUUGGCAGGAUCAUGUAAUUACUGAAAUAUUGAUCAAUUAAAUUUUAACAGAAUUAUGUUAAAGUUAAUGAUUUUACCAGACUCAUAAUCAUAUGAUACACAUUCAGUUUGUAACAAGACUUUGUUGAGAUACUAUGCUUAGCAAUUUUCGUCUAAUGAACAUCAUUGGUCUGUUGGUGCUACCACUCUGUAUCAUGUAAUAUGUGAAGCCCCAGAAUGUGCAAUUCACAGAUGUCGGUGGAUAAAAAAAGUUGAUUGUACUCAAUAUAACUUACAUAGUUGGUAAAUACAGGUAUAUUGACAAUAA